GGGCGCCAUGGCCAGACCCGCGGCUGCAGAGCUGGGUGAGCCGGCGGCGGGGUUUGGGGGGCCCGGGGUGGGAGGGGAGCGGGGUCCCGGCCGGCCUGACGGGCGCUCCCUCUCCGCAGCCGCCACGCCCCGCGACGUGAGCCGCAGCAGAGCGGGCAGCCUGGCCGAGCGCGCGGCCCACAAGUCGCUCUGGGGCUGUGAGCUGAGCCAGGACAAGCGUACAUGGACCUUCAGAGCCCAGGGCGAGAGGAAGCUGGACUGCAAGGUGAUGCUGAGCACGAUUUGCUUGGGGGAAAAAGCCAAAGAGGAGAUAAACCUCGUGGAUAUCGUGCUAGCCGGGAACAAAGAGGACAAGAAGGCCAAGGCGGUCACCAUCGCGUCUCUCCAGCCCUCGGUGCUGCCCACGGUUGUCCUGCCCGAGUUGUUUCUUUCUCCUCCUGUCACCUUUCAGCUGCGAGCUGGCUCUGGACCCGUGUUCCUCAGUGGCAUGGAAUGUUAUGACAAUCUAGAUGUGUCCUGGGAGGAGGAGGAAGAGGAGGAGAAGGAAGAGAAGGCGGAGGAGGAGGAGGAGGAAGAGGAGGAGGAAAGUGACAUCCACUUAUCCCUAGAAGAAUCCCCUGUCCAACAGACCAAGAGGUCAGCGCCUCAGAGGCAGACCAGUGUGGCUAAGAAGAAAAAGGUGCUCAGUGAUGACGAAGCAGCAAGACCCAAGGCCAAGAGCCCUGUGAGAAAGAUCAAAGCUGUACGCAAGCCUAAGAAGAUGGGGUCCAAAAAAUGA
Sorex araneus (European shrew) is the source of this 778-nucleotide messenger RNA. RefSeq names its product nucleophosmin/nucleoplasmin 2 (gene NPM2). Gene Ontology annotation, biological process: chromatin remodeling; positive regulation of DNA replication. The transcript has 9 exons. NCBI's taxonomy places the organism in Eukaryota, Metazoa, Chordata, Mammalia, Eulipotyphla, Soricidae. Gene Ontology annotation, cellular component: cytoplasm; nucleolus; nucleoplasm. The record is from RefSeq and is a predicted model, not a curated record. The coding region runs from base 8 to 778 and encodes 256 amino acids. Gene Ontology annotation, molecular function: RNA binding; histone binding; chromatin binding.